This is a messenger RNA of Elgaria multicarinata webbii, 1638 nucleotides long. It is a transcript of the gene NFKBIA, whose product is annotated as NFKB inhibitor alpha. Gene Ontology annotation, cellular component: cytosol. Gene Ontology annotation, biological process: cellular response to tumor necrosis factor; toll-like receptor 4 signaling pathway. The record is from RefSeq and is a predicted model, not a curated record. The transcript has 6 exons. Gene Ontology annotation, molecular function: NF-kappaB binding. The coding region runs from base 103 to 1098 and encodes 331 amino acids. Lineage: Eukaryota; Metazoa; Chordata; Lepidosauria; Squamata; Anguidae.
GCAACACGGCACGAAGCAACCGGCGCGCCUCCCUUGGGAUCUAUCUCUCUGUCGCCGCUCGCUGGCUCGCUCGCCCUCACACCAGGCGCCCUCGGCUAGGCUAUGUUGAGCCCCAGCUUCUUGGAUUAUACGAUGGAUUUUACGGUGGACCAGCAGCCCCACCCCCGGGACGCGCUGAAGAAGGACCGGCAGCUCAGCUUGAUCCAGGACGACCGCCACGACAGCGGCCUGGACUCCAUGAAAGACGAGGAAUACGAAAAGCUGGUCAGGGAACUAGAAGACAUUCGCCUCCAGCCGGCGGAAGCCUCCGCGGGACUCCACGGGGCUCCCAGCCUGCCGGGCCAGUCUUGGAAACAGCAAAUGACUGACGACGGAGAUACGUUUCUCCAUCUGGCAAUUAUACACGAAGAAAAACUCUUGAGUUUGGAAAUCAUUCACCAAGCAGGACGCGACACAACAUUCCUGAAUUUCCAGAAUAAUCUCAACCAGACUCCACUUCACUUGGCAGUGAUCACAGACCAAGCAGAAAUUGCUGAGAUGCUUCUGAAAGCUGGAUGUGAUGCAGAGAUCAGAGAUUUCCGAGGAAACACACCGCUCCACAUUGCUUGUGAACAAGGUUCUCUCAGAGGUGUCGGGGUCCUCACACAAUACUGUCAGAAGCACCAGAUCCACUCUUUGCUACAGUCAUCAAACUACAAUGGACACACAUGUCUCCAUCUGGCAUCUAUCCAAGGCUAUCUGGCCAUUGUAGAAUAUCUCCUGUCUUUGGGUGCAGAUGUCAAUGCUCAGGAGCCAUGCAAUGGCAGGACUGCCUUGCAUUUAGCUGUAGAUCUGCAGAACCAAGAACUGGUAUCCCUCCUGUUGAAACACAGAGCAGAUGUAAACAAAGUAACCUACCAGGGCUAUUCUCCAUACCAGCUCACGUGGGGAAGAAAUAACUCCUCCAUACAGGAACAGCUGAGGCAAUUUACUACAUUGGACCUGCAGAUGCUUCCUGAAAGUGAAGAUGAAGAGAGCUGUGAAUCAGAAUCGGAAUUCACAGAAGAUGAACUUCUGUAUGAUGACUGCGUCAUUGGUGGACGACACGUGCCUUGUUAAAGUGGGAGAGUUGGAGAAAAGAACAGGCCAACAAACUGAACAAUUACUGAACUACUACUAUAUUGCACCACACAGAACUUGUUGUUCUAACAGCCGGUGUGGCACGCGGUUCAAAACACAGUUUGAGCAUGAACGAAUUUUGGUUGUCAGACACCAGAAGAGGUCCGGGCCCCAUUUGCAUCAGAGAGAGCUGAUAAAGGAGCUGAAUGAGAACUCGGAGGGUCCAGCUAUGUAUUCACUGUGUGCCCUGUGAAAGGACUGGCCGCAUUCACCAUCUGUUUUGGAAGACAUUCCAUAUAUUUCUACCUGACUGCUAAUAAUCUAUUCCAGAGACUGAGCUCAGGUGUGUUCUUUGAGAGCUGCACAGCAGAUAGGGAAAUUGCAUCCCUCAGAAUGACUGCCUGUCCACGCACAAGAAGGAUAACAGUAACAUUCAGACUGAAUAUUGCAAGCCCUAUGCUUUGCAAUAUGUACAUCAUGUAUAUAUUGUACAUUUUGUGAAUAUUCUUUUUUGCUACUGGCGAGAUGUAUAUUUAUUAA